Molecule: messenger RNA, 2500 nt
Organism: Osmerus eperlanus (European smelt)
Lineage: Eukaryota; Metazoa; Chordata; Actinopteri; Osmeriformes; Osmeridae
Gene: ubox5
Product: U-box domain containing 5
Exons: 9
Coding region: 157-2046 (629 amino acids)
Biological process (GO): protein polyubiquitination
Cellular component (GO): nucleus
Molecular function (GO): ubiquitin protein ligase binding; ubiquitin-ubiquitin ligase activity
Source: RefSeq, a predicted model, not a curated record
UCUGCCAAAAGAAAAGGUCAGCGUUAAGUUUGUCCCUUUUCUAGUUUAUUCACGUUUUCUUGUGCAAAUUAGCCAGACUUAGCUAGCAAAUUUGCGCAAGUGAACAUUUAUCAAUUUAGGAUGCAAGACGUUAACUGUCAACACUGAACUGAGAUCAUGGUGGUCAAUCUGUGCCUGCCUCAUUUUCAAACCACCAUACAGUGCAACAAGCUGUGUGCAGACAGCUAUGAUGUCACCAACCUCCUGUCAGCUGACCCGGACGUGCGGAGGCGGGGCUUCAAGCUGGAAUACUUCCUGCGUCCACCAAUGCAGGUGACGCUGCAGUUCAGCCUGCAGGUGGAGGUGAGCAGGGUGGAUGUGCAGCUGUGGCCCUGGGCCAUGGACCGAGGACAGGCCUGCAAGAGGCUGGAGAUCAGCACCAGCUCCAGCCUCCCACCGCCCCGCCCACGCUGCCCCCAGCAGGGCCCUGCGUCUGGGCUCAGGGGGGGACGGCACCGGGGCCAGGAGGGCCGGAGGGAUCCUUGGUUCAAGGGUCAUCACUGGGGCUGCGAGGGUCAGGACCAGGGCCACCACCAGACCGACAGAGACAGCGUCCAGGCCGAGUUCAAGCUGGUGGGCCGCUGUGAUCUGAGGGACGACCCCCCUGUCUGCUUCUCCCACCCCCUCUCCCAGCCACGCCCCCCCUUCCCCUCGUCGGCCCCGCCCCCCCCUGCCGGCUGCCGGCGGGAGCAGCUGUGGAGCUCCGCCUCUCUGGGCGCGGUCAGGCAGCUGCGCGUCACUGUGGCGUUUGGGGGUGCUGCCUCGGCGCUGGGGCUGAAGGCUCUGGCAGUGUGGGGGCUCCCUGCUCGCUGCUGCCCCCCGCUGGAGGUGGAGAGGCUGCACAGGGCCCACACAGCCAGCCUGGGACCACCUCCAGCUGGGCCUGGACACUCCGCCCCUCGCACCUCCUCUACCUCACCUCCAGCUACAGCAACACCUCCAGCUAGCCUCCCAGACGUUCCAGAGGAGUUCCUUGACCCCCUGACCCAGGAAGUGAUGGCGCUGCCCAUGCUGCUGCCAAGCGGAGCGUCAGUCGACCUCUCCACCUUGGAGGAGUACAGGCGCAGGGAGGCCACCUGGGGUCGUGCCCCCAACGACCCCUUCACCGCCGUGCCCUUCACCCCGGACGCAGGCCCCCUCCCCAACCCACACCUGAAGAGCCGCAUCGACCGCUUCCUGCUUCAGCCGGGGUUAGGGGUCAGUGGGGGAUCAGGAGUCAGGGAGGGAGUGCUGGGGAGGCAGGAGGAUGGGGGGACACCCCACACCUCGAGACUGGUAGCUGUGAGGGGGGACGAGAGGGGGAAGGAGGGGGAGAAGGAGGAAGAGAUCAAACUUCACCCCUGCAAUGGUAACGCAUCCUCCAGCCUCCUGGGGGCACUGUGUGGGGACAGGGACACCAGGAGACAGGAGCCCCCUUCUGCUGGAACCAGAGCUGCCAGGAGGGAGAAUGGGCGUGCCGACAGACCAGACCUCCACGCACCGUGGCAUGGGGAGGCUCGGGGACCUGAUCUGGGGCUGGGUACGAAGCAAUCCCUGGGUGGUGACCCCAGCCCGGCUGGUCCGGACUCAGAAGAGCCCAGCUCCAAGCGAGCCAGAACAGAUGGGGAGGCUGGUCCCUGUAGCUCCCAUGAACAGCGUCUGUGUUCCAGCCUGGACCAGGCGCUCCUCUCAGCCUUGAGAGGCCGGCCCUCCUUCACCUCGUCAGCCUCCCACACCAUCACAAGAGGCCGGCCCUCCUUCACCUCGUCAGCCUCCCACACCAUCACAACCCCAGGUGAACACAGGCCAGGUGAACACAGGUGUGCGGUGUGUUCCUGCUCUCUGUCCGCCUACUCCUGCACCCCCGCCUACCGGCUGCCCUGCACCCACUUCCUCUGCCGCCCCUGCCUGCACAGGAAAUCCCGCCCACCAAGUUCGUCGGUCGCCUCAGAAAUGCCGAAGCACUUCCUGUGUCCUGUCUGCCAAAGCCCCGCCCCCUCCAGUGACAUCACACGUGUUCAUCACUGAUCGGCUGCGUGCUGGAGCUGCCAUUCCUAAGUGUUGCGUGACGGUCUCCAGGAACAUUUCUAACAAGAUGCUGAAGAGAGUGAAGCAGACGGCACAGCAGGAUGAUGGAAUCUGCCAGAUCAAGGCUCUGAUCUUGUACCUGGGCCGUAAGAAGGUCUGCGCUCCACUGAGUGUGUGGAAGAGGCUGGUGGACCUGAGGAAGAAACGGAAGCCUCGCAAACAGAAGAGGAGGAACUAGAGAGGAGAGCGGUCUCAGAACUUUGUUACUUAAACUGUCUUUACACUGAACUUAUACCGUCUUUAUGUGGUGUUGUCAUUUAUACUGUCCUUCACCAUAAUAUGUUGGUAUUUCAAAAUGGAUGUGUAUGCAAUGUAGUCAACCGUUACUGUGUUCACUCUGUACUAUGCAAAGAUACUUAUCAAACAAAUUAAAGUUGAUUAAAACAAAUUACAA